Aedes aegypti (yellow fever mosquito) is the source of this 2044-nucleotide messenger RNA. Its product is annotated as delta(24)-sterol reductase. The transcript is spliced from 5 exons. Gene Ontology annotation, molecular function: FAD binding; Delta24(24-1) sterol reductase activity. The record is from RefSeq and is a predicted model, not a curated record. The coding region runs from base 161 to 1675 and encodes 504 amino acids. Gene Ontology annotation, biological process: steroid metabolic process. Lineage: Eukaryota; Metazoa; Arthropoda; Insecta; Diptera; Culicidae. Gene Ontology annotation, cellular component: cytoplasm; membrane.
AGCGCAUUCGCAGAUUUAAUUCACUUGCGUUUUGAACCACCUCGCGGUUAGGUCAUUGCCACUUAAGUUCGCUCUCUCUUCAUUCUCCAUCGGUUUAUCUGCCUGGAGCUCUGCAUCCGGCAAUCAGUUUCGUGAGCGCAGUGAUAUUAGAACGUCCAAAAUGCCGCACAAAACUCUGACUGAAAUUCUUCUCAUAGACUAUCGGUGGAUAAUAGUGGUGUUUUUCCUACUGCCAGCAUCAUUUCUGUACAAUCUGUUCUACAGUGUAAGAAGUAAAAUAAUCUUCAAUCUACAUUCAGCACCAAAGCGACAUGAUGCCAAGGUGGCCGGCAUCCAAAAACAGGUCAGACAAUGGAAGGCAUCUGGAUCAAAAACGAAAAUGUGCACAGCACGCCCUGGCUGGCAAACAAUGAGCUUCCGAAAGCCAAUGUAUAAGAAAUCGUCCUAUCAAAUCAACUGUAAUUUGGUGGACGUUCUGGAAGUCGACACCGAUCGCAAAGUGGUUCGCUGCGAACCACUCGUGAACAUGGGACAAUUAUCGGAAACCUUGGCACCGCUAGGCUGGACUAUCCCAAUUGUACCCGAACUUGAUGAUCUAACUGUCGGUGGACUGGUCAUGGGAACCGGUGUAGAGUCUAGCUCACACAUCUAUGGCUUAUUCCAACACAUUUGCCUAUCGUACGAGUUAGUGCUAGCCGAUGGCAGCGUCGUCAAGUGUUCGGAAACAGAAAACACUGAUCUCUUUUACGCUGUCCCCUGGUCGUAUGGAACCCUUGGAUUGCUGACGGCGGUUGAAAUCAAAAUUAUUCCAGCCACAACAUACAUUCGACUGAACUAUGAGCCUGUAGUUGGUCUACAAAACGUUGUCGACAAAUUUGAAAGUGCUAGCCGAGAUACGAAGAAGAACCAGUACGUGGAAGGAUUGCUAUAUACUCUCGAUGAAGCCGUGAUCAUGACCGGUGAAAUGGUCGAAGACAGUGAGGUCGAGCCGGACAAGAUCAACGACAUCAGCAAGUGGUACAAGCCGUGGUUCUUCGUGCAUGUACGCGACAUUUUGAAACGUCGCGAGAAGACCUACGAGUACAUUCCGUUGCGCGAGUACUACCACCGACACUCCAGAGCUUUGUUCUGGGAAAUUCAGGAUAUCGUCCCGUUCGGAAACAACAUCAUCUUCCGCUACCUCUUCGGCUGGUUGUUGCCUGUCAAAGUUUCUCUGCUGAAGCUCACUCAAACCGAAACGAUAAAGAAGCUGUACGAGAACAACCACAUCAUCCAGGAUCUGUUGGUUCCGACCAGCACCAUGAAGAAGUGCUGCGAAGAAUUCGAUCGCCUGGUGAACGUCUACCCGGUGUGGUUAUGCCCGUUCAUGCUGCCUAACAACCCCGGAAUGCUGCAGCCGGCCAAGGGCAUGGAAAGCGACCUGUACGUGGACAUUGGAGUGUACGGCGUACCCAAGGACCGUCGAUUCCACCCGGUGGAAACAACCCGUUCGAUCGAAGAUUUGGUCGAGAAGAGCAAAGGCUUCCAGAUGCUGUACGCCGAUACGUAUCGCAGCCGCGAGGAGUUCCGCCGCAUGUUCGAUCACGGCUUGUACGACAAGAUGCGCCAAAAGUACAAAUGUGGGGACGCCUUCCCGGAGGUUUACGACAAGGUCAACAAGAACGUUCGGGAUUAAAUGGAAGCAGAUUUUGGGUGUACUGUUCAAUAUGCAUUUAUUUGUAGUGUUCAAUAUACUUCGCCAUCUUUUUCUCUGCUUGAUAUAUGCAUUGCAGUUUUCUGUGUAGUCGGCAUGCAAAAAUAUGUUUAUUUCUCGUGAAAUUGGAAUAUUUUGUUCUUAAAAACUACAAGCUAUUAUUGGAUCUAUAACUUCAUUAACAAGUUUCAUUUGAAGGACGAGUAGAAUUGAAGGAAUAUUUUGUCAAACCAACGAUUGUUACACGCUAACGAGUUCAGCUUUGGGUUCAAUUGAUAUCGCAUGAAUUGAACCGAAGGCCAAUUCGUGGGAAAUUAAGUAGUGUCAAUAAAUGCUUCGUACAAGAUCAAA